Messenger RNA from Cannabis sativa, 2511 nucleotides. RefSeq lists its product as uncharacterized. The transcript has 9 exons. Gene Ontology annotation, biological process: protein N-linked glycosylation. The record is from RefSeq and is a predicted model, not a curated record. The coding region runs from base 484 to 2229 and encodes 581 amino acids. Gene Ontology annotation, molecular function: alpha-(1->6)-fucosyltransferase activity. NCBI's taxonomy places the organism in Eukaryota, Viridiplantae, Streptophyta, Magnoliopsida, Rosales, Cannabaceae.
CUUGUUUAGUUACUCUCUUUCUCUCUCUCUUUUCUCUUUUUUGUCUAUUCGUCCAAGUGUACGUUUCAUUUUCAUUUUCAUGUGAUUUAAAUUUGAAGAUAUAUUUAAAAUAAUUCAAGUCAUUGAAAGUAUCUUCCCUUUCCCUACUUUUUCUGCAUCAUGGGAAGGACAAUAUAUAUAGAAGUGGACCACUAAAUGCAAAGGUGAAAUAAAUGGUUAUGAAGACGUACGAUGACAAUUCUGUAAAAUUUGUUCCUUGUUUUGAGUAAUAGUUGGAGCUAGCUAGCCAUGGAGGAGGCUUUAGUAGUAGCCUUUAGCCCAUACUCUUUCUUAGUCAACAAAAGAAAGUGAACUCUUCAUUUACUUCUUGUGACAAAAUAGCUUGAGUAUUCUUUCUUGUGAUUCUAACUAUUAUUUGUUUAGUUAGAGAAGAGGGAAAGGUAAGAAAAGAUCAAAUCUUUUGAAAGGAAAAAAAAAAAAAAGAUGAUGGAAGCAUUAAACCAGAAGUCUCUUGAGAGAGUUGUGUCACAGAAGGCAUUGCAGAUGGGAAAUUCAUUUCCAUGCCAAAUUUGUGUGGUGGGUUUUCUAAGUGGAAUAUGUCUCACAACUGUGUUUCUUGCUGCUCUUACAUCUCUUGGUACUUUUGAGCUUGGUGGGUUUUCAUUUUCUGCCAUUUCAAUGGGGACUUCAACCUCAGAUAUGAUCAACUGCGAUUUUGUACCGAAAGCAACAGAGAAAAUAACUGAUUCAAGGUUAAGUAAAGAAAAAAUCAAUGAUGAGAGGGUGGCACAACUCUAUUCAGCUUGGAGUUCCUUACUUACUACUGGCAUUUCAUUAGAAAAGAAUGAGCAUCACCUCCUCAAACUUGGACUGAAUGAAUCUGAUGUCCCAAAUGCUCCUCACUUGAUGAAUUGCAAAUUGAAAACACAAGAGAAUGAGCGGCUUGAUAAGCGCGGCGGGAAUGAGAAUUUCCCUCCUUGGACAAGUUGGAAGGGCCAGUUGGAUUCAUUUCCUGCUGCUGCAAAGAGUGAUCAGUUUAAGAAUUUUAAGCAUCAGGCUGCAUAUGAAGGUUCUCAUCCUCCUUGGAUAACCGGGUCUGAUGAAGAUAAUUACCCUUUGACUAGAAAAGUGCAAAGAGACAUAUGGCUUCAUCAGCAUCCUUUAAACUGCAGAGAUCCUAGUGUGAGAUUUCUUGUAGCUGAUUGGGAAAGAGAACCCGGCUUCGGUAUUGGAGCUCAGCUAGCUGAAAUGGCUGGUGUUCUUGCCCUUGCAAUCAAUGAAAAACGAGUCCUUGUGACCAACUUCUAUAACCGAGCUGACCAUGAUGGUUGCAAAGGCUCCUCUCGCUCCAGCUGGUCUUGCUACUUUCUCCCAGAAACAUCCCAAGAUUGCCGAGACAGAGCGCUUGAGCUUCUUGAGAGUAAACAAGCAUGGCAGGAAGGAAUUGUAAGAGUAAAACAAAAUUAUAGCUCUAAGCAAAUAUGGGCUGGACAUACUCCAAGGAUAUGGGGUGAUCCUUGGAAUAAUCUGCAGCCAACUACAGAAAUUAAUGGAACUUUAAUGGCAUAUCAUCGCAAAAUGGAUCGGAGAUGGUGGAGAGCACAAGCCGUACGCUAUUUAAUGAGAUUUGAAAGUGAGUACACAUGCGGCUUACUCAACAAUGCUCGCCAUGCAGCAUUCGGGAAGGAAGCUGCUACUAUGGUUCUUAAAAGUUUUGCUGGAGAGUGGCCUAAGGAUGUUAGGAAUGACAAAAGAUCAGAUAUUGAAGAGUUUGUAUGGUCAAAUCAUAAGCCUUGGAUCCCACGGCCAUUACUGAGCAUGCAUGUGAGAAUGGGAGACAAAGCAUGCGAAAUGAAGGUUGUUGAAUUCGAAGAAUACAUGAGUCUAGCCGACCGCAUCAGAAGGCGCUUCCCACACCUCAACAGUGUCUGGAUCUCCACUGAAAUGCAGGAAGUUAUUGACAAGUCCAGAGGAUACUCUCACUGGAACUUCUACUACACCAAUGUGAGAAGACAAGUCGGGAACACGUCCAUGGCCGCUUAUGAAGCCAGUCUCGGUAGGGAAACUAGUACAAAUUAUCCAAUUGUCAACUUCUUGAUGGCAAUAGAAGCUGACUUUUUUAUUGGGGCACUUGGUUCCACUUGGUGCUUUCUCAUAGAUGGAAUGAGGAACACUGGGGGAAAAGUCAUGGCUGGAUACUUAAGUGUCAACAAGGAUAGGUUUUGGUAAAGAUUCAAAAUUGUAGAUUAGGUAGGUAUGUACGUAUGUAAAUUUGUGUAGUGAUUCUACCAUAACCAUUAUGGGUCGGCCCAUCAGCUUUAGUCCAAUCACAUUCUGUUAUACAAUUAAUAGUACAAAAUCAAGAAAUAGGGUGCUCAACAGUUCUGUUAUAAGUAACGGCCUACUGAUUUGUUGUCCAUGUUGAGUUGCUGAAAUGGUGAAUUGUUUUGUACAUAUAAUUAAUGUAAACAGAAUCAUAAUCUAAAGUGAUGGUAAAUAUGAAAAUCUCUU